UCAUUAAUAAUAAAAUUGUUAAUGACAAUAAAAAUAUCAUGUUUCAGAUUGCAAAAAGACUCACAUCACAUCUUGAAACAUCAAGAUAUUUUUAUGAUCAUCUUAAGUUUAUAAAAAAAUGUUACUGCACUACCAUAAGUCAAACAAUCAAUGAUGAAAAAUUACAAGAGCCAAAUGUUGACAAUAAAAAUUUGACAUUGCCUAAAAUUAAAAAAGUUCCAAAAGUCGAUGGACUACGUUUAAAUGAUAAAAAUAUUGCAAAAAAAUUUGUCGAUUUAAUAAGAAAUGAUUUGACAAAUGAUUCAUCAAGUUUUUAUGCUGAAUUAAAUCCUGGACUUGGUUAUUUAACUAAUGAAUUAUUAAAUUCAGAUAUACCAGUGUUACAUUUAUACGAAAAAAUAACUGACUACAAUGAAGAUCUACAAAAAAUUAAUGAUGAACACAAUGAUCGUUUGGAUAUAAGAAAUUAUGAUUUUUUAAAACUUGCUAAAACUGAGUUUAUUGAUGAUGUAACGAAUAGUAAAAAAUUGAGCAAUUUACUUGAUGGUAUACCAGUUAAAGAAUGGACCUCUGAUCCAGCAAUUAAAAUCAUUGGUGCUGUACCAAAUAUGAGUUUUUUUUAUUAUUUACAGUAUUCAUUAAUUGACAAAUGUUUAUCAAAAUUUGGUAGAAUUGUUUUAAAUGUUGCAAUAUUACCAUCAAUGUCACUGGCUUUUCAAGAUGUACCAGAGAACACAGUAUUUCAUCGAGCUAAAAAUAUAUUUCUUCGGAAUAUGUUUGAUUAUAAAUAUCUAGAUUCAGUACCAAGAAAAUCAUUUUAUCCAGAACAAUUUAAAAAAUUAAAACAAAGAAAUUCGAAAUAUUAUGCACAAGAUGAUGAAUUAAUGGACAUUGUUAGAAUUGAAAGUAAAAGAACAUUUUUUCAUGAUAAUUUUGAUAGUACUGAUGCUAAAAUGUUUUUAUAUUUCUUAAAAAUACAAAUGAAACGAAAAGACACGAGGAUAAUUCCAUCACUUGAAAAAUGGAUAUCAGGCUGUGGACCAAGAUUAAUAAGAAAAAACAUGACAAUAUUUACAACAUAUUCAGAAUUAAAUUCAACAGAAUUAUUGGAUUUAUUUAAUGAAUUUAAAUCAUGGCCAGAAUAUAAAAGUUGUCAGUUUUAUGAAAUUGUUAAUUCAAUGAUUGAAAGCCAAUCAAGAUUUAGAAAACGUUAAUUUAAUAAAAUAUAUUUUUCUGAUUAAUAUGAUUAAUGUUUAAU
Aphidius gifuensis is the source of this 1258-nucleotide messenger RNA. It is a transcript of the gene mtTFB2, whose product is annotated as dimethyladenosine transferase 2, mitochondrial. The coding region runs from base 39 to 1214 and encodes 391 amino acids. Gene Ontology annotation, molecular function: rRNA (adenine-N6,N6-)-dimethyltransferase activity; mitochondrial transcription factor activity. The record is from RefSeq and is a predicted model, not a curated record. Gene Ontology annotation, biological process: transcription initiation at mitochondrial promoter; rRNA methylation. Gene Ontology annotation, cellular component: mitochondrial matrix. NCBI's taxonomy places the organism in Eukaryota, Metazoa, Arthropoda, Insecta, Hymenoptera, Braconidae. The transcript is spliced from 4 exons.